AUGGCCAUCUGGAGAGACAUUGCACAGGGGACUAAGGCAAUAAUUCACCUGGGCACUCGUUCAACACCACCACUCCACUCUCCCACUACUCCUCCUACUCAGCCGACCAAAAUGGUUGAUACUCGGCCAAUCCCGACCAUAAGCGAUGAGCACCUUGAGCUGCUCACGGACCUACGGCUAGCUCGAUCCAUCGUUCGCCGGGCUGGGAGGAUCCAAGCGCGAGCCGGGCUUAUUCGAGACGAAUACUUCGCGAUCCGCAGACUUCCACACGCACAGUGGCUUGAGGCGCUGAUCCACAAUAUGCGGGUUUUGGAAGCGGAGGAAGAGGCCGCCUGUGAGCUCGAGACAGAGAUCUGGAGCAACCUUGGCUAA
Penicillium mononematosum is the source of this 372-nucleotide messenger RNA. RefSeq lists its product as uncharacterized. Bases 1 to 372 code for a protein of 123 amino acids. The record is from RefSeq and is a predicted model, not a curated record. The transcript is spliced from 4 exons. Lineage: Eukaryota; Fungi; Ascomycota; Eurotiomycetes; Eurotiales; Aspergillaceae.